Molecule: messenger RNA, 3110 nt
Organism: Rattus rattus (black rat)
Lineage: Eukaryota; Metazoa; Chordata; Mammalia; Rodentia; Muridae
Gene: Csf3r
Product: colony stimulating factor 3 receptor
Exons: 17
Coding region: 164-2680 (838 amino acids)
Biological process (GO): cytokine-mediated signaling pathway; immunoglobulin mediated immune response
Cellular component (GO): membrane; external side of plasma membrane
Molecular function (GO): cytokine receptor activity; protein binding
Source: RefSeq, a predicted model, not a curated record
CAAGAGAAGAGAGAGCAAACGUGGGGGCUGGGCACAGCGCCCCAGCCCCAAUCAUGGCUGAGACAUGAGCAUAAGCCCCUUUUCCCAAAUGGAGAAAUUGAGACUCAGAAAGGUGAAGUAACCCAUCCAAGUUCACCAGGCAGGUAAACACCAAGCUGGCGAAAUGGUGGGGCUGGGAGCCUGCAACCUGACUGGAGUUACCCUGAUUGUCUUGCUACUCCCCAGAAGUCUGGAGGGCUGCGGGCAAAUCAGGAUCUCACCCCCCAUUGUCCAUCUUGGGGAUCCUGUCCUGGCCUCCUGCACCAUCAGCCCAAACUGCAGCAAACUGGACCGACAGCCAAAGAUCCUAUGGAGACUGCAAGAUGAGCCAAACCAGCCUGGGGACAGACAGCAUCACCUGCCUGACGGGUCCCAGGAGUCCAUCAUCACUCUGCCUCAUCUGAACUACACUCAGGCCUUCCUCUUCUGCUUGGUGCCAUGGAACAACAGCUUCCAGGUCCUGGAUCAAGCUGAGCUUCGUGCAGGCUAUCCUCCUGCCAGCCCCUCCAACCUAUCCUGCCUCAUGUACCUCACCACCUACAGCCUGGUCUGCCAGUGGGAGCCAGGCCCCGAGACCCACCUGCCCACUAGCUUCAUCCUAAAGAGCUUCAGGAGCCGCGCCGGCUGUCAGUACCAGGGGGGCACCAUCCUGGACUGUAUGCCCAAGAAGAGACACAGCAACUGCUCCAUCCCCCGCAAACACUUGCUUCUGUACCAGAAUAUGGUCAUCUGGGUACAAGCGGAGAAUAUGCUAGGGUCCAGCGAGUCCCCAAAGCUGUGCAUUGACCCCAUGGAUGUUGUGAAAUUGGAGCCUCCCAUGCUGCAGGCCCUGGACAUUGGCCACGAUAUAGUCUCUCACCAGCCUGGCUGCCUAUGGCUGAGCUGGAAGCCAUGGAAGCCCAGUGAGUUCAUGGAGCAGGAGUGUGAACUCCGUUACCAGCCACAGCUUGAAGGAGCCAACUGGACCCUGGUGUCCCACCUGCCUUCCAGCACGGACCGGUUCGAGCUCUGCAGCCUUCAUCAAGCCCCAGUCUACACCCUACAGUUGCGAUGCAUCCGCUCAUCUCUGCCUGGACUCUGGAGCAGCUGGAGCCCUGGCCUUCAGCUGAGGCCCACCAUUAAGGCCCCCACCAUCAGACUGGACACAUGGUGGCAAAAGAAGCAACUGGAUCCUGAGACAGUGAGAAUGCAGCUGUUCUGGAAGCCAACACCCCUGCAGAAAGACAGUGGACAGAUCCAGGGCUACCUGCUCUCCUGGAGUUGCCCACAUGGGCAAGGGCGGAUCAUGCACCUCUGUAACACCACAGAGCUCAGCUGCACCUUCCACCUGCCCUCAGAGGCCCAGAAUGUGACCCUUGUGGCCUACAACUCGGCGGGGACCUCCUCCCCUACUCUGGUGGUUUUCCUGGAGCACGAAGGUCCAGCUGUGACCAGCCUGCAUGCCAUGGCCCAAGACCUGGGUAGCAUCUGGGUAGACUGGGAAGCCCCCAGCCUUCUGCCUCAGGGCUAUCUCAUUGAGUGGGGCCCGGAUUCCCACAAAUACAGCAAUAAUUCCUGGAGGAUAGAGCCCAGUGGGAACACCACUGGAAUUCUGUUAGAGGACAAUAUAGAUCCCUUUCAACUCUACAGAAUCACAGUGGCUCCCCUGUACCCAGGCACCGUGGGACCCCCUGUAAAUGUCUACACCUACUCUGGAGAGAAAGCCCUUCCUCAUGCUCCAGAGCUAUAUCUAAAGCAUGUUGGCAGGACCUGGGCACAGCUGGAGUGGGUACCUGAGACCCCUUGGCUGGGGAUGAUACCCCUCACCAACUACACCAUCUUCUGGGCCGAUGCUAGGGACCACUCCUUCUCUGUCACCCUGAACAUCUCCUUCCAUGGCUUUGUCCUGGACCACCUGAAACCUGCCAGUUUGUAUCACGUCUACCUCAUGGCCACCAGCCGGGCAGGGUCUACCAACAGUACAGGCCUUACCGUGAUGACCAUGGCCCUAGAUUCAUCUGAUGUAAACAUUUUCCUGGGCAUACUUUGCUUCGUACUUUUGCCCAUUACCUGUGCAACUGCCUGGUUCUGCUGCAGGCACAGCAGAAAGACUUUCUUCUGGCCAAAUGUGCCAGACCCAGCCCACAGCAGCCUGAGCACCUGGGUGCCCACCAUCAUGACAGAGGAAACCUUCCAGCUGCCCAGCUUCUGGGGCUCCAGCGUGCCAUCAAUCACCAAGAUCACGGAACUGGAGGAGGACAAGAAGCCGACCCACUGGGAUCCCAGUGAGAGCUCUGGGACUGGGAGCCUUCCAGCCAUGGUUCAGGCCUACGUGCUCCAAGGAGACCCAAGAGAAAUUUCCAACCAGUUCCAGCCUCCCUCUGGCACUAAUGACCAGGUUCUCUAUGGUCAGGUGCUUGGGAGCCCCACCAGCCCAGGAGUAGUGGGAUACCUUCGAUGUGACUCCACUCAGCCCCUCUUGGGAGGCCCCACACCCAGCCCUAAAUCCUAUGAAAACAUCUGGUUCCAUUCAAGACCCCAGGAGACCUUUAUACCCCAACCUCCAAGCCAGGAAGAUGACUGCGUCUUUGGACCUCCAUUUGAUUUCCCCCUCUUCCAGGGGCUCCAGGUCCAUGGAGUUGAAGAACAAGGGGGUUUCUAGGACUUUUGGGGUCCUUACAUCCUGAAGGCUCUGGCCUAUUCAGGAAAGAUCCCACCACUAAUAUCUACUGGUCCUGAGGGAAGCAGAAAGGCCCUAUUUGUCUCCAGCUGUGGCCCCUAGGACCUCUCCUUCACUCUAACCUCCACAGGCUACUCCCCUAGGUCUUUCUCACACUCCAAGGUCCAGAUACAUACUGUUUACAGCCCACUAGUCACCUUGUGUCUCUCAUAUAAUUUCAGUCCGUUAAACUAAGUGUAGGUUUUGAGUAGGGACUAGCAUGUUCAGAAAUCCUGGCUGGACGUGGUGGUACCUGCCUAGCAUCCCAACUCAAACAUUUGGGAGGAAGAUGCAGGAGGAUUGCAAGUUCCAGGCCAGCCUGGGCUACAUGAAGAGAUCCUGCCUCAAAAAUUAAGCAAAAGCUAAAUAAAUU